AUGGGACCUAAAAAAGGUGAAGUAAUUGCUCGUCAGAAGGACAAUGUAACAGUCAUGAAAUGGCGAGACAAACGCGACGUAGCAUUGAUUUCUACAUGCCAUGGUGCCGAUAUGCGUAUGUCUUCAGGAUAUAGGCCAAUGAUGAAGCCAGAAGCCGUGCUCUAUUACAAUGAGCGAAAAAAGGGCAUAGAUGUAUCUGACCAGCUUGCAAUUUAUUAUGACCCUAAAAGAAAGUCGCUUGCAUGGUACAAAAAGAUCGCUUUAGAUGUUUUGAUUUGUGCAUCUAGUAACGUCAGCAUGGCAAGUAAACGCAGAAAAGUUGUCCACAGUGAGGGUCGAAGCAUGAUAGCUAGCGUUUAUCAUUUCCUGCGAGAAGAGUAUGAAUUCACAAAAUCAGUUGCGGAACCUAACUGUGAUUUGUCUCAUUUAGGAGAUAUUACAAGGCGUACAGCUGAGGCUACAGGUGAUUCUAUGAAAACUGUUCAACGGAUAUUAAAAGAAGAGAAGGAAUUGCCAUCCUGCUCAUCAAAUUUCACUUCUCCUAUGAAGAAAAGAAGAAAGCGGGAUAGUAAGGUAGAAAUAGAUAAUUUUACAGCCGAUGUUGUUCGCAGUACUAUACAAAAUUUCCAUGUCAUCCAUAAAGAAAUUCCAACGUUGGCUAAGUUAAAAACUGUAUUAAAUGAAAAAAUUGGUUUUGAUGGUUGUAUCGAAACUGUUCGUCAAUUGUUACUGAAGUUAGGUUACAAGUGGCGUAAAACAGAGAAUAACCGUAAAGUUUUGACGGAGCGGGAUUUUGAGUUCAUAAUUAACUUAGGGAACGAUUCUGACGAAAGCGAAUCGGAAAUUGAAUUUGAUAGUGAUUAA
Molecule: messenger RNA, 864 nt
Organism: Vanessa atalanta (red admiral)
Lineage: Eukaryota; Metazoa; Arthropoda; Insecta; Lepidoptera; Nymphalidae
Exons: 4
Coding region: 1-864 (287 amino acids)
Source: RefSeq, a predicted model, not a curated record